Messenger RNA from Phyllotreta striolata, 1258 nucleotides. The record is from the annotation of a GenBank genome assembly. Lineage: Eukaryota; Metazoa; Arthropoda; Insecta; Coleoptera; Chrysomelidae.
UUAAAUGACAUUCAACUUGACGAUAACUUCAGUCAGAUAUUGUUGAAUAAUUGUUUUCUUUGGCCGAGUUUUAAAAUUAUUUUACUUAUUUACAACUUACAACGGUUAUUUCGCAUUUAUUUAAUCCUUCACAAAGCCAUUGUAACAAAACACCCAAGUGAAAAAUGGCUGGAUUUGCCUUGAGGAUCAAAACAAAAUCCGGACAUCAAAUAAUUAACAGUCUGACUAAAGACAGCACAAUGAAGGAACUAAAAGAAAUGUUAUCGAAUAUGUCGAGUAUACCAGCCAAUAGGCUUCAGAUAUUAACGGGAUUUCCGCCCAAAAUAAUCGACAUUAGUCAAGACGAAGAGGGCAUCGGAAACGCCGGAAUCUCCUCAGGGGACACUUUGAUUCUGGAAGAGAAAUCUCAAGAGAAACCCUCGAAUCCGACUAGUGAUAGCACAACUGACGUCGCUAUGUCCGGAAACGAAGCCGAAGUUCCAUUCGAACCCCUCUCGCAAGGUAUAUUAAUGAAACACAUUGUGCCUUCGGAUAAUUCUUGUUUAUUCACCAGUGUUCAGUUCGUUUUAAAUGGUAAAAUAGACUCCACUAUAAACUCCUACCUCAGGCAAUUAGUAGCCGAAACAAUUAGUAAUGACAGAGACUUGUACAACGACGCCAUCCUAGGCAAAUCGGUCGAGUCCUAUUGCUCGUGGAUUCAAGACGAUAAAUCCUGGGGUGGAGCCAUCGAAUUGUCCAUUUUAUCUAACCAUUACGGCGUCGAAAUCGCCGUGGUGGAUACUAUUAAUGCAAUAAUUAACAAAUUCGGCGAAGACCAGCAUUAUCCUCACAGAGUGUACCUGUUAUUCGAUGGAAUUCACUACGACCCGUUGUUCUUGGAACCUUUCGAUGGUAGCAAGAUUCAGACAAUAUUCCCCGUGACAGACGAGGGGCUCCUCAAGCAAGCGCAGCAGUUGGCCCAAGAGGCGAAGUCCAGCCGACAGUUUACGGACGUGGAUAAAUUCACGUUGAAGUGCAUGGUGUGCAACGUUUAUUUGAAGGGGCAAACGGCUGCUCAACAGCACGCAAAAACUACGGGGCACACCAACUUCGGAGAAGUGUAAUGGCUGCUUUUUUGCACGGACUUUUUAUCGAAUGUAACGGCAUUGUUAUGAAAGUCGAAAUUUUCAAAUUUGAUUUUUGUAGUUUCUAAAAGCCUUUUACAGGAGGUUUCAAUAUUACAUGUUUAAAUUUAAAUUGUGAAUUAACUAAAUUUCAA